This is a messenger RNA of Salmo salar (Atlantic salmon), 837 nucleotides long. RefSeq names its product olfactory receptor 10A6-like. NCBI's taxonomy places the organism in Eukaryota, Metazoa, Chordata, Actinopteri, Salmoniformes, Salmonidae. Gene Ontology annotation, biological process: G protein-coupled receptor signaling pathway. The record is from RefSeq and is a predicted model, not a curated record. Gene Ontology annotation, molecular function: G protein-coupled receptor activity; olfactory receptor activity. Gene Ontology annotation, cellular component: plasma membrane.
AUGGGUUUUUCUGUGCGCCUUUACAAUGGAAUGGAAUCAUCAGAUGAUGGAUUCUAUAUUACAGCCUUCCACACACUGGGCAAUAAAAAUGACCUCAUCUUAGCUCUAUCUAUAAUAUACAUCCUCACUCUAAUGGGUAACUUUGCUCUGUUAGCAGUCUUCAUUAUAAACACAAGCCUACAAACUCCCAAAGAUGUUGAAGUGUGCAAUUUAACAAUAGUAGACAUCUCUUUGAACACUGUCAUCAUCCCCCAGAUGGUGCCUGUAUUUGUGUUCAAUCUGAACUACGUCUCCAUUGGGACGUGUUUUUCUCAGAUGUUCUUCACUCAUUUAUUUGGUGAUAUUGAUUCCUUUUCCCUGGCUCUCCUAGCGUACGACCGUGUGAUAGCCAUCUGUUUCCCUUUGCGUUACCUCACCAUCAACACCAACCUGAGGUUGCUGCUAAUCCUGGUAGGGAUCUGGACCCUGUCCUUCCUUUUGGAGGUCUCCCCUGUUGCGCUGGCCUCUAGUCUGCCUUACUGUGCCUCCAGGGUGGUGCAUAUCUGCUGCUGUGAACACAGCCCUGUAUACAGACUGGCCUGCUUCAACAGGAAACUAGCGACAGCUAAGUAUCUGGCUGUCCUGUUAGGCCCUCUAUCUUCACCUAGAGAUGAGACCAGGGUCGAGAAGGUGUUGACAGCAGAUGAAGAAGCCCCAGAGGCUGCUGACGAGGAGUUUUGUUUGGGGCGCAUGUCGGACAAGCAGCCACAAAGGUACAAGUGUCCACCUCCGCCGAGGGCCACCAAAACCUCCUCCUCAGAAACUCUAGAAUUCCCUUCCCUCCCGGAUGAGAGGUGA